Molecule: messenger RNA, 846 nt
Organism: Vigna unguiculata (cowpea)
Lineage: Eukaryota; Viridiplantae; Streptophyta; Magnoliopsida; Fabales; Fabaceae
Product: protein GLUTAMINE DUMPER 4-like
Biological process (GO): regulation of amino acid export
Source: RefSeq, a predicted model, not a curated record
GCUCCCCAUGUCCCUUUUACAACCUCUCACAAAUCUUCUCUUCUUCUUUUCCUUCCACAAACCAAGAAAGUAACCAAAAGCAAAAGCACAACACAGAGAGAACCCAGCAAAAUGAGAAGCUUUCCCAUUCCCAACAACACCAAAACCACCACAUUAGCGCCAACAACCUCCACAAUAGAAACUGUGACAGCAACAAAAACAACAACAUCAUCAACUUCAUCACCUCUUGCCUCUCCAUGGCACUCUCCUGUUCCUUACCUCUUUGGAGGCUUAGCCAUCAUCAUGGCUCUCAUAUCCAUGGCACUCUUCAUACUUGCUUGCUCCUAUUGGAGGCUCACAAGGAGUACCCAACAAAGGGACAUGGACAAUAUCAACACCAACAAAGAGGGUGAUGAUGACCCUCAACAAAAGGAACAACCUUUGGUCUAUCAAGAGAAGAUCUUGGUCAUCAUGGCUGGAGAUCACAAACCAACCUUCUUGGCCACCCCAUCUGCCAAUACCAGUUUCCUCAAACACCUCGGAAAUUCAGAAGCUUUCGACAUCUCCCAGAUGGAAAUUUCCGACAACAAACGUGUUGUUGUUGAUGAUGUUUCAGACGAAAAUGGAAGUUCUGGUGGUGAACGUAAUCAACAACCUAGCUAGUCAGUGAAAAUUAUGAGUUUUGAUCCUCUCUUUGCUCUCCACCACGAUUUUGUCUGCUUAUUCUCUCUUCUUCUUCUUUGAUGAGUGAUUGGGGUUUAAGGUUCUGUGGUAGUGGUGGUGUGGUUUAAAGAGUGAAUAGUGAUGAAAUGUCAUUCCAUUUUUGUUUAUUUUUUCCAUCAAUGAAUGGUGACUCUUUCUCCUUUU